AUGUACGGAGAAAAGAAGGUCGGAGAGGACCUCCCGCCGGUUCAGACCAGAGGCGUUGGCGAAAUAGACGACUUGCCGAAGAUUGACGAUGUCAACCAGGACGCAGUGUUCGGUGAGAUCAGCGAGGACGGUCCGAACUAUCGCGAUGUCGGUUGGAUGGGGACGGUCGUGUUGAUGAUGAAGACCCAGAUUGGACUGGGUGUUCUUGGUAUACCUUCAGCCUUGCAUACACUUGGCAUGGUCCCGGGUGUCAUCAUCAUCUGCCUCAUCGCAGCGAUGACCACUUGGUCCGGAUGGAUGGUCGGUGUCUUCAAGCUUCUGCAUCCUCAGGUUUACGGUAUCGAUGAUGCUGGUCAAAUCGUUGGAGGGCGCAUUGGCAAGGAGAUUCUGUACUGGGGGUUCAACAUCUACUUUACCUUCCUCGCAGCAUCUGCAAUGUUGGGUAUCUCCAUCGGAUUCAAUUCGCUGUCGUUGCACGGCGCAUGCACGGCCAUCUUCGUUGCGGUCGCCGCCAUCAUCGGCUUCUCCUUCGGCAGCAUCCAGACACUCGGAAAGGUCUCCUGGAUCGCUUGGGCGGGUGUCGCUGGUAUCCUUACCGCUGUCUUCUCCCUGACCAUCGCAGUUGGUGUACAAGACCGCCCUGCCGCUGCUCCACAAGAAGGCCCGUUCAAGAGCGACUUCAAGGUCAUUGGAGACCCAACCUUUGAGGAAGCCAUCUCCGCCGUCGCGACCAUUGUCUUCGCAUUUGCUGGCUCUCCGGCUUUCUUCUCGGUGAUCUCAGAGAUGAGGAAUCCAAGGGACUACACCAAGUCCCUCAUGAUCGCACAGGGGGCUGUCGCUCUCGUCUACCUCAUCAUCGGCAUCGUCGUCUACUACUACUGCGGAUCCUAUGUUGCCUCGCCCGCUCUCGGAUCUGCUGGUGUCACAAUGAAGAGAGUCUGCUACGGCCUCGCCCUGCCCGGUCUGGUCGCCUCGUGCAUGUUGUUCGUCCACCUGCCGGCCAAGAGCAUCUUCAUGCGCUUCAUGCGUGGCACCAAGCACUUGACCACGAACACACCCAUCCACUGGAUGGUCUGGUUCGGCUGCACCGGCGGUAUAACCAUAAUCGGAUACCUCAUUGGCUCCGGCAUUCCCGUUUUCGAUGGCCUCAUCUCCCUCAUCGGUGCCCUGUUGGCUUCCUUCAUGAGCUUCAUUCCAAUGGGCUUGAUGUGGCUGCACGACAACUACAGAAGAAGCAAGUCCGAGCGCGACUGGAAGUGGACGUUCGGCGUCUCCUGGAGUAUCGCCAUGAUCGUUCUCGGCGCAUUCAUCAUGAUUGGUGGCACCUACGGCUCCGUUGUUGGAAUUAUCAACUCGGAGGAUCGCACCGCUCCAUGGUCUUGCGCCGACAACUCGAACUCUUCGUAG
This is a messenger RNA of Zasmidium cellare ATCC 36951, 1407 nucleotides long. RefSeq lists its product as uncharacterized. Bases 1 to 1407 code for a protein of 468 amino acids. Gene Ontology annotation, biological process: amino acid transmembrane transport. NCBI's taxonomy places the organism in Eukaryota, Fungi, Ascomycota, Dothideomycetes, Mycosphaerellales, Mycosphaerellaceae. The transcript is spliced from 4 exons. The record is from RefSeq and is a predicted model, not a curated record. Gene Ontology annotation, molecular function: amino acid transmembrane transporter activity. Gene Ontology annotation, cellular component: vacuolar membrane.